Molecule: messenger RNA, 1008 nt
Organism: Trichoderma aggressivum f. europaeum
Lineage: Eukaryota; Fungi; Ascomycota; Sordariomycetes; Hypocreales; Hypocreaceae
Exons: 3
Coding region: 1-1008 (335 amino acids)
Biological process (GO): alcohol metabolic process
Molecular function (GO): zinc ion binding; alcohol dehydrogenase (NADP+) activity
Source: RefSeq, a predicted model, not a curated record
AUGAGCAGCCAAGUCACCUUUGACGUCUACCGCGGAGCUGAGGGCGAUGUCCCCGUUCGCAAGACUAUCAACAGACAACUCCGCCCCAACGAUGUCUUCAUCGAGAUGACACACUCUGGUGUUUGCGGCACAGAUCUUCACUACAGACACGCCGACAUGACUCUUGGACACGAGGGUAUUGGAAGAGUCAAGGAGCUCGGCCCCAAUGUCACCGGCCUCAAGGUUGGCGAUGUCGUUGGCUUUGGAUACGUCCGACAAGUUUGCGGCAACUGCAUGGAGUGCCUGACUGGCUGGGACCAGUACUGCGCCAACGCCGUCACAUAUGGCAACGCUGAUACCGACACCGGCAGCUUCUCCGAAGGUGCUGUUCUUGAUGCCCGAUGCGUCUUCCAGAUCCCCGACGAGAUCGACCCCGCCGAUGCUGCUCCAUUGAUGUGCGGCGGUGCUACAGUCUGGACUGUCCUCGACCAGUAUGGAAUCAAGCCCACUGACCGAGUUGCCAUUAUGGGCAUUGGCGGUCUCGGCCACAUUGCCAUCAAGAUGGCUGCCGCCAUGGGCUGCCACGUUGUCGUUCUCUCCAGCAGCGAGGCUAAGCGCGAAGAGGCCAUGAAGUUUGGUGCCAAGGAGUUCCACGUUUUCCGCCAGGGCGAGAAGUUUGAGGGCAAGAUGGAGCCCAUCAACCACCUUCUCCUCUGUGGAAGUGCCCAGGUUGACUACGAGGCUCUCGUCCCUCUGAUGGCUCCCAACAGCUCAAUCUACCCCCUCACUGUCGACUUCAACCCUUCCAAGAUCACCAUGUUCUUCGUCGCCCUCAAGGGUAUCCGCAUCCAGGGCUCAGUUGUUGUUUCUACUACUGAGAUGCGCAAGAUGCUCAAGUUCUGCGCUCUGCACAAGAUUACUCCCCAGAUCGAGAAGUUCCCUCUCAACGAGACUGGCAUGAGCGACGCUAUGCGCAGACUGACUGAGGGCAAUGUGCGAUACCGCGCCGUUCUGGUUGCCCAGAACUAG